ACACUCAGGACGGUCGCUUGCACCACAAUCAAUUGUGACGCCCCUACGAUCUCCUACCGACACGCCCCGGCUACGUUGAGGCUAUCUCUCACGAUCACGAAGCCUUCCACUGCUCACAUUCUUGGGUCGCUUGUCCCUCCUUUGUAGCAACUAGGCAUGGCUACCGACGCUUUUGAUGGCGCGUUUAUGAGCGCCGCUGUCCCUUACGGUAUGCUCGAUUGCUAUGCCGACGACGAGCAAGGCACUGCCUCUGGGUCUAUCGGUAACAAUGACACUGAUGGCGAAGCCGCGGCCGACACUGCUGGCAUUGCUGUGUGCGACGAAGUCAAUGGGGGUCUUGCUCCUCACAGUCAGGACCACGUCGUCGCCGGCCUCCGACAGGAGAUUGCCGAACUCCAAGCACUCCUCUAUGCGCGAAGCGGCGGAACUCUCCCAACGAACGACCUUGGUACGCCCCAAUACAAUGACUUCCAGCACUCUGAGAACGAAUAUCUUGUCACUGGCUCGGAGUUGGAUUUCCAAUCUGAGGGCCCAAUCCAGGCGACUGUGUCUAUGGGCGAUCUGGAACUAUCGAACUAUGACCGCGCUUUCGAGUAUUCUCUUGCAAACUCCUCGCCUGUGUCUUCUAUCAACGACGGACAGUUUCCACUUCCUAACUAUCCUGACCCAUUUUUGGACCAACCUUCCCCGUACCCAUCUUUGUCGGGUCUGCAUGCCUCGAGCUACACCCCAUUGGACAUGGCCGGCCAACAAGACGACUCUUCAGGAGUUCAGUCUCCAGCUUCCAUGCGCACCCCUCUAGACAGUCUCGGUCGACAUCACGCAUAUUCGGAGGGCCUGUCUCCAGCUUCCAUGUGCACCCCUCUGGACAGUCUCGGCCAACAUCACGAUUCUUCGGAGAGCACGUCUCCAGCCUCGAAGAAGACCAAGAAGAAGCCAAAGAGCCAACCCUCCAAGACUCCCGCAACCCGAAAAUCACGAGCUUCAGGCACAAAGUCUACCCCCAAGUCCAGGCGUAAGCGUUCGUCUACAUUGGACAAAGAGGCUACCCCUAAAGCUCCUACUACACCCUCUCCUGUAUACGACCACCUCUCUCCUCAAAUCGACGCAGACGGCCUCACUACACCUGAUGCAAGUGACGAUGCGACUGUGCAAGACACACCACGGAAAUCAACAAAGAGGCGUACACGCCAGUCCAAUGACUCUCAAAGUUCAUCUCCAACAAAGCGCACCCGUAAGACAGAGAGCAGGGCCCUCCCGCCCUUUCACGAGGUGAAUCAUCUCCUGCCCAACAGACCUAUGGGUACCAUCGCCCAGCUUUGGAGCAACGAACUCUCCGAGGAGCAGCGUGUCUUCAAUCAAGCUGCCUUGUUGACUACGGAUCCGGAGACCAGGGGUCGUCCUUUGGCAGAUCUCAUGCACGAGCAGUUCCAGGAUCUUUCUCCGGGAGAGAAGGCUCGACUGCUGUUGCCUAUCCUGAACGGUAUGGAUCCCCUUGAGGAGGACGAAACAGACGAGGAAGCUAGGGACCUCAGUGAGAAGCUCGGGAUCGGCUACGGAGCUGCUCGGGAGCGCAUCGCGUGUAUGAAAGCGCAUAGGAAGACAAUGAGCGAGGAGGCUGCUCAGUGGGAGAAGGUGAUCAUGGAGGAACAGCAUUGA
Molecule: messenger RNA, 1659 nt
Organism: Periconia digitata
Lineage: Eukaryota; Fungi; Ascomycota; Dothideomycetes; Pleosporales; Periconiaceae
Source: the annotation of a GenBank genome assembly